Molecule: messenger RNA, 1734 nt
Organism: Menidia menidia (Atlantic silverside)
Lineage: Eukaryota; Metazoa; Chordata; Actinopteri; Atheriniformes; Atherinopsidae
Source: the annotation of a GenBank genome assembly
ACGUCUUCUUCUUGGGGAUUUUUAAGCUACCGAGUAGCGCAUUACCGCCAUCAACUGGAGAAACGUUUAGAACGGAGGGAACUUCAAUACGUUGCGAAUCUAUUCGCGUCUUUCCGGCUAAGCAAUUAUUUUUUUCCUGGAAGAAAAUCUUUUUUGGCUACACACUGGCUGCAUUAGCCUAUCAAUCGAUUUUUAUGCUAGCACACUUCAAAUCGAGUGAUCCCCCUGUCAUCACGGAAAAAGGCUGUUUUGUGUGGACGCAGCUCCUGCAGAUCGCUGGUAUGCCCCUUGAGGUGAAAUGGCCCUUCCCACACUGUCCUUCUCUCACAUGGAGGAUCUCAAGCUCGCUGGUCCUGGGCAUGGUGGGCUCCUAUUCCUACUUCUGGACCAAGUACAUGAACCACCUGACAGUCCACAACCAGGAGGUUUUGCUGGACCUGGUUGACCAUAGGCCUCCCGGCACACCUCUCAUCACUCUGGCCAAUCAUCAGUCCUGUAUGGACGAUCCACACAUCUGGGGCGUGCUGAAGUUCAGACAGCUGUGGCAGUUCAACAAGAUGCGAUGGACCCCCGCCGCCUCUGACAUAUGCUUCACAAAAGAGCUGCACUCCAGGUUCUUCAGCCGAGGAAAGUGCGUCCCCGUCUGCAGGGGGGACGGCGUCUACCAGAGAGGGAUGGACUUUGUCCUGGACAGGCUCAACGGCGGAGAAUGGGUGCACAUUUUCCCCGAAGGCAAAGUCAACAUGUCGGACGAGUUCAUCCGCCUGAAAUGGGGUGUGGGUCGGCUAAUAGCAGAGUGCUCCCUCAGUCCGAUUAUACUGCCUCUCUGGCACGUUGGUCUGAGCGAUGUUCUGCCAAACGUGAAGCCCUAUAUUCCUCGGACUGGCAAAGUAGGACCAUCUCACUUUAGAAUCACAGUCCUGGUGGGGAAACCGUUCAGUGUAAAAGAGCUUGUUAAAUCCCUCCAAGAUGAGAACAAGAGCCAGAUGGAAAUGAGGAAGACCUUGACUGAUUUAAUCCAAAUGGAGUUCUGGAACCUGAAAGCCCAGGCGGAGGCUCUGCACGGACAGAUGCAGACCCAGUCCUGAAUCCCACACAGUCAGCAUUUCUUCACACCCUUCUGGACUGACUGGACUUCACUCGAGGAUUCUGGGAUUUGGAGUGAAGGGGGAAGAGUGGGAGGGGUUUAGAGCGGAGCACUGACCCCCCCCCCCCCCCCCAACGGACCUUUACAGAACUUCUUUGAUACGACUCUCCUGGUCCUGAAGUGCAGUUUUUUUUCACAGCAUCUGUUUUUCUACAUCAUAAAUCACUGUAUAAAAGAUGAACACUUUCUAUUUUUAAUAAUCAGGAUACUAAGAUUGCUGUAAAUUCACAGUAAAAUCAGUCAUAUACAUCUGGCUGUUUUCUUCUUUUUCUGAGCCGCUACUAAAGAUGGAAUCAAAACUGAUGUUUUUCAGCAAUUUUUUACAAUUCCUUAAUACUUCAUUUUACCCAGACGUUAACAGGUUUUGAUAUUUUCCCUAAAGAGGACGUCAAGAAGAAACUCUGCACAUCUCUCGUGUUGAACUGGGCACUUCCUCCUUGCCUGUGCAUGUGUGAUUUCCCUCAGUUUACACCGGCUUCCUGCCACUGUCCGAAAAUAUGCAGAUUAAAAUGACUGAAAAUGGACGGACCCUUACCCUGUGUGCAUUAUCCCAUUAUCCUUGCAUAAAUAAACAUGUUUUAUAAGUG